Harpegnathos saltator (Jerdon's jumping ant) is the source of this 2763-nucleotide messenger RNA. RefSeq names its product E3 ubiquitin-protein ligase MARCH5. The transcript is spliced from 9 exons. NCBI's taxonomy places the organism in Eukaryota, Metazoa, Arthropoda, Insecta, Hymenoptera, Formicidae. The record is from RefSeq and is a predicted model, not a curated record. Gene Ontology annotation, molecular function: zinc ion binding. The coding region runs from base 446 to 1726 and encodes 426 amino acids.
GUGUGCUACGAAUUAUCAAAUAUACGACACAUUGAGAUUCAGAUCGGACGUGGUGGCUCAACAAAUUCGCUCUCACACUGGACGUUGGAGAAAUUAAGUCGCUCGUAAACACUACGGCAACUGUGCGUAUAUAUAUAUAUAAGGUGGAUGAAUAAAUGGAUGGAAGGACGAACGAAAUGUAUGAAGUCGUCAUUAAAUACCAAGCAAGAUAUCAGUACAAAUUAACAUCCUUUUCUUCAGCUUCAGUUUGAUGCUAUCUUGGACGCAGCGUUUAGUUCGUAUCGUCUUAGAGAGACUCGCAUCGUUAGGGCCAAUAUUGUCAAAUGCAUUUAAAUACGGGGCUCUGAAUCGCUUGUCACGAAAAUCUGAAGAUGCUAAAAUGAAAAUGCUGCAACGCAAAUAACAAAUGACGAUGAGUUCAUAGGCGCUCUGUUUCGCUGAGACAAUGUCAGAAGAUAAUUUACCACAUAUUUCGUACGGGCUUGAUAGCCGUGGAAGAAUAGUACGUAUCGAGUCUGGUAUAACGAGAGCAAACAUCAGGCGUCUUCCAAGCAUAGAAGAAGCUCUAAGAAGAUUCAGUACAAACUUGAGAGUCGACAGACAAGUCAAUGAUUCGAACGAUGUUUCAUACAUUAGUCAAUACUUGAGUGUCAUAUACUUUAGGAAUGUGUCAUAUAUUUUACUAAUUCCGAUGUCAUAUAUUUUACCUGGAACUUCUGACUUUCAAGCACAAGUGGUAUCAUCAGAAGAAGAAAUUUCUCAGAACAUAUCCGAAGAUAUAACAGAUCGUGAAUUAUCCAUUGAUAUCACCGAUGGGGUGUCUUCUCCAAAUUAUACAACGUCUAGUAUGCGAUCAUUGAGUAUGGAUGAAGACAAGCGAUAUUGUUGGGUGUGCUUCGCAACAGACGAGGAUGAUGCUACUGCAGCAUGGGUCAAACCAUGCCACUGUAGAGGCACUACAAAAUGGGUUCAUCAAGGUUGUAUACAAAGAUGGGUCGACGAGAAGCAAAAAGGUCAUGCCGAACAUGCUGUAGCCUGUCCACAGUGCAACACGGAAUACAUAAUAGUUUACCCAAAUAUGGGUCCACUAGUGGUAAUACUCGACACGAUCGACACUGUUAUCUUCCGGGUGUGUCCCUUUAUCGCUGCUGGUAUCGUCGUCGGAUCCAUAUACUGGACAGCUGUAACUUAUGGUGCGGUAACCGUUAUGCAAGUAGUGGGUCACAAAGAUGGUCUUACCAUGAUGGAACAAGCCGAUCCUUUGGUCUUGCUCGUUGGUUUACCGACUAUUCCAAUUAUGUUGGUUCUGGGGAAAAUGCUCAGAUGGGAAGAUCAGGCUCUAGGUUUCUUGAGGCGGCAUGCCUGUAAAGUUCCUAUCCUGAGGCACUUCUUACCGAGUAGUUAUUCCAGCGAGGAUACAGUGCAAUCGGAGGAUAUACCACCGAUGAACGAUCCUGUGUCUGCGACGCGCGUGCUUUGCGGUGCGCUCUUGUUGCCAACAAUCGCCAGUAUAUGCGGAAAGCUGUUCUUUGAAAGUAUAAGUUCCAACUUUCAGAGAACGCUGCUUGGUGGUGCGGCGUUCCUAACGAUAAAGGGUGCAUUUAAGAUUUACCACAAGCAACAACAAUACAUGAGACAGUGUCAGCGUCGUGUAAUGGAUUACACAGAGAGCAACGUGGCGCUGUACAAGAGGCAGCAAAAUUCUGAGAGCGAUCAGACGAGUUAAAAAUGAAAGGUUAAAAUAGAUAUCCAAAGUACCGAAUAUAAUGUAUAACUUGUUCAGCAUAAGGGUUAACUUUACAGUAGAAUCAGGCAAUCGUUGGGGGAUAUACAGUGGAUGAAAAAACGUACGUAGUUGAUUCCUUUUUAGACAAAUGUACACAGAAAAUAUUACACUGUAACAUAAGUUUCUAUAUCACACAUAUAAAAUAUAUUGGUAAAUAUAUCAAUAUACCAAUACAUUUCAUUUCGUGUUUAUGCAAGAUUAAUCUAAGAAAAAUGAAUAUAUGCGGGUGUUUUUUUUUUUUUUUAUUUUCGCUGUAAUAACUUUCAAUGUCAUACAUGUUUUCAGUGAUAACCUUGGAUACGUUCUGGUUAUACCGUAGGAUAACGAAAUCUGUAUAUAUCCAUAUAAAAAUUAAAAUUUCGUACGUAAAAACAUUGUCAGAAAUUAAUACAAGAUUAUAUUUUUCAAGGAGGUGAAGGGUGUUGAGCAAUGUGUGGAAGCACGGGGUAACAUCUUUAACAUAAUUGUAUGAGACACGAAUACACACACACACACACACACACACACAUAUAUAUAUAUAUAUAUACAUAUACACGUAAUAUGGAAUAUUUUUCCCAAUCUUCCUUGUAUAGUAAAUAAAAAUGGGAGUAAUAACAGACAUAACUUCUUUCUUUAUAUUAUUAAAGUUAUGUAGUUCAAGUCAAUGGAUCGAAUAUUAAUAUUGCUCAUAGGGGAGAUGGAAUACUGCAGGAAAAGAGAAAUUAACGCGACGAAUCGUUGUGACAAAUACUUGUUAUCCGUAAUUUGUAAGGGUGAUUCUAGAAUCUGGUGUAAUAUAAAUAUAAGAGCCUAUUGUAUUUUACAACGGGUAAGAUUCGUAAGUUGUAUUUUGUAAUCUAAUUUCACAUGUAAAUGCUAAUAUAAAACAACCUAUAGGAAAACAACUAUAGGAAAUAUAAAAGAAGCUUGUCAAUAUAAAUACGAUAAUCAACAAUGUUUACAUUUUAUCUAUAACAAUAAAAUUCAUAUCUGCCUCA